Messenger RNA from Chlamydomonas reinhardtii, 2465 nucleotides. RefSeq lists its product as uncharacterized. The transcript is spliced from 3 exons. The coding region runs from base 27 to 395 and encodes 122 amino acids. The record is from RefSeq and is a predicted model, not a curated record. Lineage: Eukaryota; Viridiplantae; Chlorophyta; Chlorophyceae; Chlamydomonadales; Chlamydomonadaceae.
GAUGCGCACUCGUGCAUUUUCAGGCCAUGCGUCGUUGCUUGCGCCCGCAGCUCAGUGGUGCGGCGCGUCUCCUUCUCAUCACUUCACCCAAGAGGGAAACGUACAAGGACGUGGCGAAGGUCAACGCGCUGAUGCUGUACAUGCCACUGUGGUCGAUGGAGGAGCUUCUGGCUUGCCGCAGCAAGCUGGGCCUCCCUGUGCCGGAGGCGUUCGUCAAGAAGUGCUUCGAGCGGCGCACCUGCACGCCGCGUGGAGGGCAGCAGCGGCGCUGGUGGUGGCCUCAGCGUCCGCCUCGGCCUCAGAUCCCGCGUCCGCCGCGGCGUCGGCCGCGGCGGCGGGCGUCCCUAGCCCGCCGGGGCAAACUGGACCUCCUGCAGUCGCCAGAGGCGGUGUAGCAGCAGCAGGAGCAGCAGGGGGUGGCGGUGGGACAGAGGCGUGGAGGCAGCAGCUGAGUGCCAGCACGCUUCUGCCGGCAGAGCCGGAGGCGGCAGCGAGUGCGUCGUUGGGAGGCAGCGGUGCGGAUGGCGGGGCCGCGGUGCGGAUGGCGGGGCCGCGGUGCGCAGCGACAUGUGCGCAGGCGCCGGGACUGGUGGCCCCAGCGGUGGUGGCCCCCGCGGGGUGUGUGCGGGGGGUCGGCUGCGCUGCCUGGCUGUGUGUGCGCAGCACCUGUACGCGGACGCGGUGCUGGACGAGACGGAGCUGGAGUUCGAGGCGGAGGUGCUGCAGUGGCAGAUAAGGCGAGCGGCGGCGUCGCAAGGUAGUGGCGUCUGAGGGAGUGAUGUCUGCCGAUGCGACAUUCAACCGCCUGCUGAAAGAGCUUCGCGGGGCGGUAAACAGUGGCAUGCGGUUGCGGCAAGUACCGGUAGUUGGAGAAGUGGUGGCUUGUGCUCGCCAGCUCUCCCCAUACAUGCAUGGCUUAGGCUGGCUUCUUGAGGUUCCUGCCAACGUGUUGUUGUCACGACCAGUCCCCGCCGCUACUGUAGGUGCGUGCGGCAUUGGCAGACGCCAGCGCCCAGGACACGGGGCCGGAGGCCAGCCACCGCGUGAUCCACAUCACAACGGACAGCGGCUUCUGCGAGCGGCAGCUCGUGUUGGCCAGCCGCUGGAUGGGUACCCAUAGCGGAGGUGUUCACUGCCACUGCGGCUUGGCUUUGCGCCUCAAGUCAUCAACUCGCGGAAGGUCGUCUGGGGCUACACAUCAGUUCUUCUACGGCUCAAGGUCAGCUUGCUUUAUCUGUAUGUAUCUGCACGACCUGUCUGCAGGGCGGGGAGUUCACCGGCGUGCCAGUCGAUUUCACCGACGGCGUGGCGAAGCUGGAGCGAGGCACCGAGCAGAUGCUCAAGGUGCCCGCAUGCAGCGAGGUUGUGCUCUUCGAGGAAGGUGGGAGUGGUCCAAGGGCGGGGCUCACGGGGAGGCGCCAGCGCACGAGGGGCGGCCUGGCGGAAGGCACGGUAGGUCGUGCAGGGCCUGCAUGCGAGGAGGUUCUCCUGAUCUUUGCGGUGCCGGAGGACGUCUACCCGGACUUGAAGCUGAACGUGAAAAUGGGCAACGAGGGCACGAGGCCAGCAGCCCGCGCCAGGGGCCGGCCAAGAAAGGCCUUCCCCCCCGGCGCCGGCCCUGGCCCCGUGCCCCAAGCUGUACAUCAUGCGGGUGCCGCGUACGCGGUUGGAGGUGCGCGCCCUGUCCGCACAAGGCGGACGCCCCGGGGUGCGCACGCGCAGCGGGCUGCGGUUGUAGACCAGCAGCAGGCCUCAGAUGUGGGGCGUGAGAGGAGGCGUGGCAUAUGCCGUUUCGUGUCGGGCGUGGUGGUUGUACGGCGGCUGUGCGGUGGUCCCCCACCUGCGAUACGACUUACACGGUUAGUGUUAUCGAGGUUACCGUAGCGAGUGCGCUGGUGUGCUGGUGGACCCCACCGGGAGGUAGGCGGGUUACAGGUGACGCGCACACGCCCCACCAAAUCUGGGCGAUUCUGGUUCCAAAUGAGUCGGAGGAAUAAGUAAUCGGCAGUUGUACGAAUGUGGAUUGAGACAAUUGGGCCGAACGGGAGGUAGAUUGCAUUGGUUACAAGAGGGACAGGCAGCUGCUGUGCACCCUUGCUCGACUGUUACACGUUUGUGGCCCAGGCCGGCCCAGGCCCCUCCUCUGCCUCUCCAGAGCCUAGCCUGAGGUUAGCCAUCAGCUUCAUCGUCGCUCGCAUCCCUGUUGACUCUUCAUUAUCAAACCGACUGCGGUUCCAGGCCAUGACCCUCGCGCGAGCCCACACAUGAACCUAAGUGAGGAGCAAGGGCUGCUGGUGUGGCGUGGUGCGGGCGAACGGCUCUACAGACUCAUUUGCAGUGUUAUACAGCCUCAAAAACUAUUCCAGAUGUGCAAGGUGUGCACUGUGCACCAUGGAAGCGCACGCGCACGGGGUCCACAGGGAACAGCAGGUGCAAGGACCGCGGGCACGUACGGGUUCGAGACC